Messenger RNA from Ectocarpus sp. CCAP 1310/34, 3980 nucleotides. The record is from the annotation of a GenBank genome assembly. NCBI's taxonomy places the organism in Eukaryota, Phaeophyceae, Ectocarpales, Ectocarpaceae.
AUGGCUGAGCACGUGGUAUCAGUCCUCGGUGCGCUGGGAAGAGCGCGCGAGGCGGUGGAGAGCGCUCACAACUUCCCGACAACAAUUCAAGACCGUCUCGCGGGUACCGCAUCCGUACUUGAGCAACUCCAGCGCGACCCCCGGCAGGUGAACCGCAUCGGUAUUAGCCGCGAGCUCGGCCAGUUGGAAAACCUAGCUAUCCGCAUCCAGACGCUGGUGCAAGAUCACACGGCGUCGCCGACAGAUUCGUGUUGUAAGCGGUUGUGCAAAUCAAUCACCCGGUGCUCUCGCCACAAGGAGCUCGAGAAGCAGCUGCAGGGGAUCGACGGGGAUGUCCGUCGAGUUUUGGAUGCGAUUUCGGCCAAAGGGGCCACCGGUACAGUGUUGCCUCCAAGCUUACCGGACAUGGCUAAGGUUCCCGCAGAAGCGGUUGCCUUGUCCGACAGCUUGUACGUGGAGCGCGCUGCCGUACGAAAAGUUGCUGACGGUAUCACCAACCCAGAGGAGCCCCGUGCCCCCUACACGGUUUUCGGCAUGGGUGGAGGGGGGAAGAGCGUGUUGGCCUCUGCUGUCGUGCGCAAGUCGAGCGUGAGGGAGCACUUCCGUGGGGGUAUUUUCUGGCUGACGGUGGGGAGGGGUGCAAAGAAACGCCUUCUGCCUCUCCUCCAGGGCCUGACCGGGGAUAUGGGCGCAGCACCGACGGAUACUCCGCACGGGGUGCCGCACGUCCUGGACAGCCUGGAGCAGGUGCAGCGGCACUUGGGUGCAGUGGCAUCCACGGGCACCUCCCCACGCCUGGUGGUGCUGGAUGACGUGUGGGAGCGCGAGGUUGUGGACGCUCUUCUUCCUCUGGGAUUCAAGGUGCUGGUGACCACACGUGAUCGAUCGGUUGUUGGCGUGCCGACGAGAUGCUUGGAGCUGGGAGACAUGACGGAGGAAGAGGCGCUCGAGCUGCUGCUGAAGACGAGCGGGACUGUGGGACGACCUGGGGACUCUGUCCGGACGGUGAUGACUAAGGUUGUUACGCUUUGUGGACGUCUCCCGUUGGUGCUCGCCAUCGCGGGAUCCCUGCCCGUCGUGAAAGGGAAGGGCUUGACCGCCGGCGCUUGGGGAAAGCUGAUCGAUGAGUUGGAGAAUGUGGUCACAAAGAUGGAGGCUUCCCUCGAGGACUCGAAUAGCCUUAAUGUCGUCCUCGAGACCAGCUUCGAUGCCUUGACAUUCAGGAAGAAGCAGGCGUUUAAGAAGACGGCUGUGUUGGCGCCGGGCGCCGUUGCGUCGACGGAGAUGCUACUGAACCUGUGGGAGACAGAGGAUACGGGGGGGACGCGCGAGGAUGCUGAGGGUCUGGUGAGCAAGUGCCUACUACAAGAUGUUGGUGGUGGUGGGUACCGCGUGCAUGACCUUGUCCUGGACUUCGUGAAAAUCAAGAUUAAGGCAGACAUGGAAAUGGCGAAAAAGAUUGCCGCGCUUCAGGCGCAGUUCCUCGGAAGGCUUAACGUGCUGAAGAGUUACGAACACCCAGAGCAUGGUGCUGGCAACCAAGGCUUGUUCGUUUUGGACGCCCUCUGGCGCUCGGUGGAGCAGCUCUCUGGAGACCCGAAACUAGAAGUUCCCUCGUACAGCACCAGCCUCGCGGCGUUGGAGUCUUGCGAGGCGACUACGGUGGUGGCUAGUUCCUACUCGUCUGUCGGUUUUUUGUUCAGCAUUCAGGCUAUACAAGAGCAGAUCUUGGGUCCGGAGCAUUUGGAUGUGGCUAUGUCGCUCAUCAACCGGGCGCAGUUGUUGAGAGCGCAGGGCAACUACGACGACGCUGAACCGCUGUAUGAGCGGUCACAGGCCAUCCGAGAGAAGGUGCUAGGUCCGGAGCAUCCGGAUGUUGCUCAGUCGCUCAACAACAGGGCGCUGUUGUUGGAGAGUCAGGGAGCUGUUGAAGAAUCAGACGACUUUGUGACCCUGCCCACGUACAUCCAGGGCGAGUACGCGGAAGCUGAACCUCUAUAUGCGCGGGCCACUGAGAUUUGGGAGAGGGCGUUAGGUCCCGAGCACCCAUUGGUGGCAACAGCGCUCAACAACCGGGCGGGGUUGUUGGAGAGGCAGGGCAAGUACGACGAAGCCAGGCCGCUAUAUGAACGUUCCCUUGCCAUUCGCGAGAAAGUAUACGGGCCUGAUCAUCCUGCGGUGGCAACAGCGCUCAACAACCGGGCGGGGUUGUUGAACGCCCAGGGCAAGUACGCUGAGGCACAGCCCUUGUUCGAAAGAGCCCUAGCCAUCAGAGAACGUGCUCUGGGGGUGGACCACCCGAGCACGAUCACGUCUCGUGCGUGGAUGGCGGACUUGUACCAGAAGCAGGGUUUCCUGGACAAGGCUUCUCCUCUGUUGGAGGAGGUUGUGAGCGCUCGUGAGCGUGUUCAAGGACGUGACCAUCCGGAUGUCGCUUCAGCGCUCAACAACCGGGCGGGGUUGUUGAAAGAGCAGGGAAAGUAUGAGGAGGCCGAGCCUCUGUACAAGCGCUCGCUGGCUAUCGACGAGAAAGUGUACGGUCCUGAUCAUCCGGAGGUCGCGACAGAACUCAACAACUGGGCGUGGUUGUUGGAGAGUCAGGGGAAGUAUGUUGAGGCCGAGCCGCUGUAUGGGCGGGCUACCGCGAUCUGGGAGAAAGCGCUAGGUGCUGACCACCCAACAGUUGCCACCGUGCUCAACAACCGGGCGCGGUUGUUGCAGAGCCAGGGCAAGUACGACGAAGCCGACCCUCUCUAUCUGCGAGCUAUUGAGAUUGGGGAGAAGACGCUGGGCCCUGACCAUCCAGCUCUUGCCACCCGACUCAACGACAGGGCGGAGUUGUUGAGGCUUCAGGUGCUCAACAACCGGGCCUCCGUAGGGCGACUGUUUUCAUCCUUGGUCGACCACUACCUCACAGGUACCACUCUUUUCUUGCAGGGCAACUACAUGGAGGCGGGUCCGUUGUGCGAACGGUCUCUGGUCAUUCUAGAAAAGACGCUUGGCCCGGAACACCCGGAUGUGGCUCAAUCGCUCAACAACCUGGCGGAGAUAUCAAGGGCUCCGGGGGAUUACGGUAAGGCAGGUCCGUUGUACGAGCGGUCCCUGGCCAUACGAGAGAAUGCCCAAGGUCCUGAGCAUCCAGAUGUGGCCCAAUCGCUCAACAACCUGGCGGAGUUAGCAAGGGCUCAGGGCAAGCACGGGGAGGCGGGUCUGCUGUACGCACGAUCGCUGGCCAUUCGAGAAAGGGCUUUGGGUCCAGAGCACCCGGAUGUGGCACAGUCGCUCCACAACCGGGCGUGGUUGUUAGAGAGUCAGGGCAAGCACAACGAGGCGAUUCCACUUCUAGAGAGGGCAUCCUCCAUCCGAAGGAAGAGGCUGGGGGAGGGUCACCAUUACACAGUCGACACUCAGAUCACGCUUGAGCGUGUUCGAAAACAUGUUCGUGAUUCGUGAAGAGACUAACUAGUCGCGAGGGUACACUGCACCUCGAGGAAGCCUGGCACCCAAGAAAAUGCUUCGUUUCGUUUCGUGUUGUGACGGGCAGAGUGAGCACCAGAUCGAAGGGCGCUGCCUGUGACAGUGCUCACUUCACAAACUCGACGAAAAACAGGGGCAAGCUCCUGUGCUACAGGACGUAGAUGUACCAUUGUUUUAUGGUUGUUCGGUAUUGAUUGGUGGUGGUCGCGCUUUGGCUGAUGCUGGUACAGCGAUUGGUCAUUGGUUCUCCAUUGUAUUUCCAUCGGCCUUUUCUUGAAAUGCGUGGGCGAUAUGUCUCCUAGUCACGACGUAAAAAUGCUUUGAAUUGAAACCACAUGUUUACCAUGUAUCCAGAUGCACAUAGCACCAAAUGAAUCCGAUUCAUGGUAAGAUUUCAUCAUGGAGCGCUCAGUGGCGGCUCAAGUUUCGUAAGCGUGGCGGAGCAGCAAACCACAAGCAGUUUGCGAUAGUCCAGAAAGCGUUGGCGUUGUAUCGCGGUAUAU